AUGUGCCGCCAACAUGGCUCAGAGACGUCCGGCCCCGGCCAGGGCGACCAGUCUUCACAUCUGCACUACCAGUCCCCCGCGUCCGAGUGGGCUGAGGCCCUGCCAAUCGGCAACGGGCGGCUGGGAGCCAUGGUCUAUGGUCGAACAGGGACCGAACUCGUCCAGCUGAACGAGGACUCGGUCUGGUACGGCGGCCCGCAGGAUAGGACCCCAAAGGACGCCCUCCGCCACUUGCCGAAACUCCGUCAGCUCAUCCGAGAUGAAAAGCACGCCGAGGCCGAGUCUCUGGUCCGUGAGGCCUUCUUCGCGACGCCCGCGAGCAUGCGGCACUAUGAGCCGCUGGGCACUUGCACCAUCGAGCUCGGCCAUGCCGUCGAAGACGUGACGGGCUAUCGCCGGCACCUGUGCCUCGACACAGCACAGACGACAGUAGAGUACCUCAGCCGAGGGGUCUCUUACCGUCGUGAUGCCAUAGCCAGCUUCCCAAACAACGUCUUGGCCUUUAGGGUGACGGCCUCCGAACCAACGCGGUUCGUGGUGCGACUCAACCGCGUCAGCGAAAUUGAGUGGGAGACGAACGAGUUCCUCGACAGCAUCGAAGCAGACGACGGACGGAUCGUAUUGAACGCGACACCUGGUGGUCGAAACAGUAACCGGCUCUCCAUCGUCCUAGGAGUUUCUUGUCACGAUGCUCAAGGCUCUGUGGAGGCUAUCGGCAAUUCCUUGGUGGUGAAGUCGUCGUCAUGCACGAUUGCCAUUGGUGCCCAGACGACGUAUCGAACACUCCAUCCCGAGACGGUUGCCACCGAAGACGUAAGAAAGGCAUUGGACCUCCCGUGGGACGACUUGAUCAGACACCAUCGGAGCGACUAUCAGACCCUCUUCGGACGGACCGCCCUUCGCAUGUGGCCAGACGCCAGCCACAAUCCGACAGAUAUGCGGAUCGAGAAAGGGCGUGAUGCUGGUCUCGUGGCUUUGUACCAUAAUUAUGGUAGAUAUCUACUUAUAUCGUCGAGCCGGCACGCUGAGAAGGCGCUGCCUGCGACGCUGCAGGGCAUCUGGAAUCCCUCUUUCGCGCCACCUUGGGGAUCCAAGUAUACCAUCAACAUCAACCUCCAGAUGAACUACUGGCCAGCUGGGCCUUGCAACCUCGUCGAAUGCGCCAUCCCCGUUCUCGAUCUGCUGGAGCGCAUGGCCGAGAGGGGACGGAAGACGGCGCAGGCCAUGUACGGGUGUAGAGGGUGGUGUGCGCACCACAACACAGACAUUUGGGCAGAUACGGACCCCCAAGAUCGAUGGAUGCCUUCGACCAUCUGGCCUCUCGGAGGAGUCUGGCUGUGUAUUGACGUAUUUGAGAUGCUGCAGUAUCACCACGACGAUGGCCUUCAUCGUCGAGCGGCGGCCGUCUUGGAAGGCUGCAUCCUCUUCCUCCUCGACUUCCUGAUCCCCUCGUCGUGCGGAAAGUACCUGGUCACGAAUCCUUCGCUGUCUCCCGAGAACACGUUCAUAUCGAACUCGGGCAAGGCCGGCAUUCUUUGCGAGGGAUCCGCCAUCGACACGACCAUCAUCCGUAUCGCGUUCGAGAAGUUCCUCUGGAGCAAUAGCAUGCUAGGGACAAACGAACCAUUGUGCAGCAAGGUGAGGGAAGCACUUGGCAAGCUGCCCGAACUGAUGACCAACGCCCAUGGAUUGAUCCAGGAAUGGGGCCUAAAGAAUUAUGAGGAGCUGGAACCGGGCCACCGACACGUGUCCCACCUGUUCGGUCUCUACCCGGGGGAAAGCAUCAGCCCGCGCAGGACGCCAGACCUUGCUGCCGCCGCCAAACGCGUCCUUGAGCGACGAGCGGCGCAUGGCGGUGGCCAUACGGGAUGGAGUCGAGCGUGGCUACUGAACCUUCACGCCCGGUUGUUGGACGCCGAUGGCUGCGGCCAACACAUGGACAUGUUGCUGGGCAGCUCGACGCUGGCGAACAUGCUCGAUAACCAUCCGCCAUUCCAAAUCGACGGCAACUUUGGCGGAUGCGCCGGUAUCCUCGAGUGUUUGGUACAGUCCAGCGUAUUGCCCAGUGCCUCGAAGCCCGCAGUGGUCGAGAUACGACUGUUGCCAUCGUGCCCCCUGAGCUGGUCUGAGGGCGAGCUCACACGUGGCUGCACCAAGGGCGGUUGGCUGGUCUCGUUCAUAUGGCGAGAUGGCAGCAUUGUCGAGCCAGUUUUGGUAGAGAGCCCUGCCACGAAGGAUGCUGAGGCUCAAAUUGUUUUCCCUAAUGGUUCUCGGACUAUUGUGUGUGGCGUCGCGCCCAAGUCAAAGCAUCAUAUCGUAAGCCAAGGACAGCAGCGAGAUUAG
This is a messenger RNA of Colletotrichum higginsianum IMI 349063, 2343 nucleotides long. Its product is annotated as Alpha-L-fucosidase. Lineage: Eukaryota; Fungi; Ascomycota; Sordariomycetes; Glomerellales; Glomerellaceae. Bases 1 to 2343 code for a protein of 780 amino acids. The transcript has a single exon. Gene Ontology annotation, biological process: carbohydrate metabolic process. Gene Ontology annotation, molecular function: alpha-L-fucosidase activity. The record is from RefSeq and is a predicted model, not a curated record.